CGCCGCCGCCGUUGCCCCUCGCGCUCGCGGCCUUCUAGCUUCCGCGGUUCUUCUACUUCUGCUCGUCGCUUCUCGCCCACAGGCCACCCGCGGCUCCAGCAGUCCAACCUCCAGGUCGGUUCGCGCCUCCGCUAGUGCUGCACGGACGGCGAGCAAGGCUAAGGCGUGAUGGAGGCGGACGGGGAGCAGGGCGUGGAAACAGAGCAAGUUAAUCCACCUCAAGAUCCUAAUGGCACUGCAGCAGCCGCCACUAACCAUCGGCGGUGUCCAAUUUGAUGAAGCGCUUUCGAGCCUUGAAACAUCGGAGGAUGAAUCUUCCUCGGCCAGCUUGCCGCACUUAGUGCUUUACCGACACGGUACGGUUAAAUAAUUUCCAUGCAACUUUCUACUAGAUGGAAAGCCAUAGCACGUAUCAUACAAGCAGUGAUGUGCCAAAGGUCAUCCCAUUCCAUUUAUUAAAGGAAAUUACGAAUGGUUUCUCUAAGGAGCAGAUAAUUGGUAGCGGUGCAUAUGGACAAGUUUUUAUGGGCGUGCAUAAAGAUGGGGAGAAGAUUGCAGUGAAGAUGCUUUAUGACAUGCCAGGGCUUGAGGAGGAGCAAUUUCAGAAUGAGCUCAACAACCUUGUACGGCUCCAGCACCAAAACAUUGUUCCAUUUGUUAGCUAUUGCUAUGAAAUUCAGAAAAAACUUGUAAAGUACAAUGGAAAAUUAGUUCUUGCUGACAAGAUAUACAGGUUACUCUGCUUCGAGUAUAUGCAAAAUGGAAACCUUGGCAAGUAUCUUUCUGAUGAGUAUCACGGACUUGAUUGGGACACACGCUAUGCCAUAAUUAAGGGGAUUUGCAUGGGACUGAAAUAUCUUCACGAGGAAUUGGAACCUCCUAUUUAUCACUUGGAUUUAAAACCAGCCAAUGUAUUGCUGGAUGAGAAGAUGGUGCCAAAAAUCGCAGAUUUCGGCUUGUCAAGGCUCUUCGGGGAAGACCAAACGCGGAUCACGAAAAGUUCUAUGGGAACGCUGGGGUACUUGCCGCCGGAAUACAUAGAGAGCAACUUAAUCUCAAAGAAGUUCGACAUAUUCAGUUUGGGUGUUGUAAUCAUAAAGAUAAUAACAGGACCUACAGGCCACUCCAGAAGUUCUGAUAUGUCUCCCCAGCAAUUCAUUGAGAAUGUACAUGAAAACUGGAGGAAAAGGCUACAGGAAACGCAAAUGUGCAUGCCUGAGUCAUCCUCCAAACAAGUGAAGAGAUGCAUCGAAAUAGCCUUGAGCUGUAUGGAAACUGACCGAAGGAAAAGGCCGAGCAUAGGGGAUGUUGUCCAGAAGCUGAAUGAGACAGAGAUGGACCAGCAGGUCCCUAUUCCAAAUGCCCCCGCUUUGCGUAAAAGGAAGGAGAGGACGCCGUCCGGAACUGCCAGUGAUGCUAACGGUCUUAAUAAUACACACUUGGCAGAAGUGAACAGUCACGGGAAGCUUGGCCGCAUGAGAACAAGCGAGACCUCGUCUCUGCCUCACAACGCUGCGCCCACGUCAGCUAAUGGGAGCCGUUACAGCGGCGGUGGCGUCCAAGAGGACGUCAGCGAGAAUUCAUCUCAACCUUCAGCCACCGAGCCCGUGCACGCUGUCUUCGACAUAUGUUCGGAGGUUUAUGAACGCCUCAUCCAAGAAGGUUUCGAGGAGGCGCUCGUUCCCGAGUUCCGAGAGCAACUUGAGGCCCACUUUGACCGGCUUCCCGCGAGUUAUCAACUAGAUCUGGAUAUUGAUAAAGCAGAGGACAUCUUAAUCCACAUGAAGGUUUUGGCAGAAGCAAAGGAUUUUGCUAAGCACCCAGCAUUUGUUGUCCGUUUCCUAAGGUUAUUACAAGUAAAUAAUGAAGAUAAAGAUGUGGAUGAGAUCACUCACUCUAAGGGAAGCCAGGAAGGGGCUGCUAGUGAGGUUGCUCUAUCUACCAGGCCAGAUACAUUAUAUGCACAGAAUUAUUAUAUAUAUGAGAUUAUAUUAUCCACGGUCGAAAAUCCUGGUAACCUUACACAGGUAAGCUUUUCUACACUUACAAAACAAUUUUUGUAAGAGUUAAACCACAUAAAUUAUUUCUUUCUUUUAAUAACCUUAGAUCUAGUAGACCAUUUUUACCAUGUCUGUUUGUAUGAUAAUCACCUUUGCAGCUAUUGGUGUAAUCUGUAAGAGUAUUUUGGUUAUGCUCUGUUGAGCGAACUCCUCUAUCCUAGUAACCAGACAUGCCAUGUAUAAAGGCAGUAGGGAGUAGCAAUAAGAGCAGGCAUGCUGCAGUAAGUUGAGGCAUAACCUCAUGAAAUGGUAGUAGUUGCAGUGUGUCCAAGCACUGUACUAGGUAUGGCAUACACCAUCAAUCAUGUAUAAGUAUAGAGAAGGGGCCAGCUGGGGUCUUUGAUCCAGCAGCAUAAAAGUUUAUGCAUGUGUUCAUCUACCUCUAGCUCUAGAUCGUUUUCAAGAGCAUUGCUAACAUCAGCUAAUACUUGUUCCAAACUUCCAUGCCCUUAGAGGUACUAAUAUUUUGUAAUUUUUGCUGACCCUAUAGGAGAGAAUAAUGGCUUCUAUUCCUCCAAACCCUAGAAGGGUGGGAUAUAUAGAUCCUAUACA
Panicum virgatum (switchgrass) is the source of this 2612-nucleotide messenger RNA. RefSeq names its product putative receptor-like protein kinase At4g00960. The record is from RefSeq and is a predicted model, not a curated record. Gene Ontology annotation, molecular function: ATP binding; protein kinase activity. The transcript has 12 exons. Lineage: Eukaryota; Viridiplantae; Streptophyta; Magnoliopsida; Poales; Poaceae. The coding region runs from base 393 to 2063 and encodes 556 amino acids. Gene Ontology annotation, biological process: protein phosphorylation.